Ziziphus jujuba (common jujube) is the source of this 768-nucleotide messenger RNA. Its product is annotated as protein TIC 214-like. The record is from RefSeq and is a predicted model, not a curated record. The coding region runs from base 1 to 768 and encodes 255 amino acids. The transcript has 4 exons. Gene Ontology annotation, cellular component: membrane. NCBI's taxonomy places the organism in Eukaryota, Viridiplantae, Streptophyta, Magnoliopsida, Rosales, Rhamnaceae.
AUGAAGAUAAUCAAUUUGGUCAUUGUGGUUGGACUCUCUUAUGGAUUUUUUACCACAUUCUCCAUAGGGCCCUCUUAUCUCUUCGUUCUCCGAGCUCGCAUUAUGGAAGAAGGAGAAAAACGAACCGAGAAGAAAGUAUCAGCAGCAACAGAUUUUCUUACGGGACAGCUCAUGAUGCUCAUAUCGAUCUAUUAUGUGCCUUUGCAUCUAGCAUUAGGUAGAGCUCAUACAAUAACUAUCUUAGCUCUACCGUAUCUUUUGUUUCAUUUCUUAUGGAACAAUCACCAACACUUUUUUAAUUAUGGAUCUACUAACAGAAAUUCAAUGCAUAAUCUUAGCAUUCAAUGUUUUUAUUGGUUGGUUAAUUGGCCACAUUUUAUUCAUGAAAUGGUUAUUAGAUCUAAUAAGUACCUUGUGUUAGAAUUAAGAAAUUCUAUGGCUCAACUCUUUAGCAGAAUACCAUCACCCAUUAUUACAACGAAACUGAAAGAAAUCUCAACAAUGGAAGAAAAUGGGGAAAGUGAGGUAGAAAUAGAUGUAGAAAUAGAAACAACUUUAGAAACAAGGGGGACUAAACAGGAACAAGAGAGAUCCACCAAAAAAGAUCCUUCUCCUUCCCUUUUUUUUGAAGAAAAGGAUGAUCCGAACAAAAUUGAUGAAACAGAAGAGAUACGAGUGAAUGGAAAGGGAAAAACAAAGAAUAAAUUCCACAUUAAAGAGACACGCUGCAAAAUAGACCCUUUUAUGAAACUUAUUAUAUGGUCGUGA